AUGAGUCUCCGCCAGCCUACUUCCACCCUUGACAGCCCCUUCGCCGCUUGGCUGAGCAGUCUGAGCGUCGGGGACUCUGAACGGAAGUCCGGUCAGCAGAGGGACCCGCAGGUCGACCCUGCCAAUGAGAGCGCAGGCACUGGACUGGUCCAGAGAUGUGUGGUGGUGCAGAAGGACCAGCUGGGAUUCGGUUUCACCGUUUGCGGAGAGCGGGUAAAGCUGGUGCAGAAUGUGCGAGCAGGCGGUGCAGCCGUCAAGGCCGGAGUCCAGGAAGGAGACAGAAUCAUAAAGGUGAACGGCUCGCUGGUGUCCUCCAUGUCCCAUCAGGAGGUAGUGAAGCUCAUCAAAUCUGGACCAUAUGUAGCGCUCACGCUACAAGGUCCGCCCCCUUCACUGUGCUCCUUCCCCGCUGAUCCCACCUCUAAUCUAAGAAGUACUGCUGGCGGGGAGGCUCCGCCCCCACCAUCUUCGGGGUCAGGACUGAUCACUGGACCCAAACCACUACAGGACCCGGAGGUGCAGAAGCACGCCUCUCAGAUACUCAGGAAGAUGCUACACCAGGAAGAAAUGGAGCUGCAGGCCUUAAUGGAGGAGCGCUCGCGGAACCCGUCGCCAUCACUCGAAGAGCGAAUUGAAAGUGCCAAGAGGCGAGCACAGCAAGUGCGCGUCAAGCUUCGGCAGGAUGCGGAGGUAACGCGAUCAGAAAGCGUCACCAAUACUCGCUCGAUCACGCCCGGGGAAGGACGUUUGUCGCUGGACUCGAGUGAGGGUGACCCAGAGACGUGCGAGAGUCCCCACUCAUCACCCUCAUCUUCUUUCCGGAGCUUUCUACACCGACGGCAGAGUUCCGACACGUUCACGUCCGAUUCGAGCGGCAGGGCCCAGAUCAUCGGGCCUGAAGAAGACGAGGACGAAGACGGGUACGCCUUCAACGAGAUGGACGGCCCCUUCCAGGACAUGGAGCUGCUGAAGUCGCGACCCGCCCACAUGACUGUCUUCCUAAGAUAUGUCUUCACACAGCUGCUGGACCCCAACCCGCUGCUCUUCUACUUGUCGGUGGAGGCGUACUUGAGCGCCACGCCCAAAGACGCCCGUUCCCUAGCACCGCAAAUUUGUUCCCACUUCCUCGAUCCAGACGCACCUUUGAAGCUCAAAGUACCAGACGAUUACUUAACUGACAUUGAGAGUCGCUUACACGCUCAGGAGGACAUCCGCGGGCCUCUGUCCGACUUGCAGCAGCAGGUGUUGCCCCACAUCCAGGACCAGCUUCUGGACUACAGGAACAAGCAGAUGAUGGGCCUGGGUGCACUCUUUGGCGAAGGUGACUUAUUGCUGCUGGACGGCGACCCGCUGAAGGAACGUCAGGUGGUGGACAAACAGGUUGCUGCCCUCUGGGAGAUUCUGUGCAAGCACGAAGAGGACAAAAGCUCUCCGCUAGCGUCGGCGAUGCUCCUGUACCUGCGUCACGCAGGGAUCAAGCUGCGAGACUCCAAGGGGUUCCCCGGUUUGAGCAUGGACAAGGAAAAGUGGCUGACUUUCCUCAAGGCCAAAAAGCCAAGCAGCACCAAGAAGGAGAAAGACGGUGAGGACAAGAAACGGAACCCCAUCCUGAAGUACAUGGGGAAGUCUCGAAGCACAUCUCAGUCCACAUUCCAUGUCCCGUUGUCCCCCGCCGAAGUGCGUUCAGGAAGCGUAAGGAACAUCAUUCAACAGUUUGAGAACCAUUCCGAGAUCGGGGGCGAUGACGGUGGCGAUCCGCAAGGGGAAGACGUAGUGAGCAGUCCGGCUACAUGUGUGCGUCUAGCGCGCAGCGAGUCUCUCAAGGCUCAGGGAGAAGGUCGACGGCGCGGGAUGGCGGCAUGCGGCGAGUCGGUUCCCCGCUCCCGCAGCGACGUGGACAUGGAGGACCCCGGCGAAGAGCGGGAAGGGCCGGGCCUCAGACUGCAACACAGCGCCUCGUCGUCAGCGUCCGGAAGCUCGGCCAGGUCCCUAGAGAACCCCACGCCACCAUACACGCCGCGAUCCAUCCGCAGAAGCAUGGAGUCGCCGUCGACCCCGUUACCGGACUCGGGCGCCCCCGAGGAGGAGUCAUGCGAGCGUCAGAACUGGCAGGAGACGGUGCCACCUCAACUCUUGGCCACACUCAACCCAAGGGAGGUGGAGCGCCAGGCGGUCAUAUACGAGCUUUUCACCACCGAGGCAUCGCACCUGCGUACGCUGCGAGUCCUGGACCAGGGUUUCUUCCAAAAGAUGAAAACUGUGCUAACACCAGAGGAGCUAUCCUGCGUCUUUCCUAACCUGCCUCAAGUCCACGAACUACAUGCCAGUCUCUGCGAGGCCAUGAGAAAGCGGAGAGAGUCAGUCAUCGUUCAAGAAAUCGGCGACGUUAUGCUAGCCAGGUUUGAGGGCGCUGCUGGCGAAGAGUUUCAGGAGCAGGCGUCGCAGUUUUGCAGGCGGCAGUCUCAGGCACUGGAGCUCAUCAAGAACAAACGACGCAAGGACCCCCGCUUCGCCCACAUCGUCCAGGAGUGCGAGGCUAGUCGCCACUGUCGUCGCCUCCAGCUGAGAGAUCUGCUGGUGUCCGAAAUGCAAAGGUUGACCAAGUACCCGCUUCUCCUGGACAACAUCAUCAAGCACACAGAGGUCUCCUCUUUCGACCUUCCGGCCCUCCGGCGGGCUCAGACCUGUUGCCGCGGAAUCUUACAGGCGGUCAACGAGGUGGUCAGGGAGACUGAACACCGCCACCAUCUCAGCCAAUACCAACGAAGGCUGGAUGUUGCUCCGCAGUUUAAGGGUCUGGACCUGAGCACCAAGAAGAUGAUUCACGAGGGUCCGUUGGUCUGGAAAGUCAAGGAAAAGCAGCUUGACAUCCACGCGCUGCUGCUGUCUGACUGCCUACUGCUGCUCCAGCGUGGCCCCGACGAGCGCUUGCUGCUGCGUCACCCGUCACGCUGGCUGGGCGGCGGCGGAGACAGCCCGCUGGUCAAGUUGGACUCACUGGUGGUGCGCUCCGUCGCCACAGACAACAAAGCGCUCUACGUCCUCAGCGCCAUGGAGAGGCAGAUGUACGAGCUGGUGGCCGGGACAGCAUCUGAGAUAAACAUCUGGAAGGACUUUCUGGAAAAGACUAUUGCAUCGGCUGCCGGCGCGACGGCCACAGUUUCCCCAAGUCUUGGUGCUCCGUCCCCGGUGGUGGACUCCAGCCCCGUUUAUUCAGAAAGCGCCGCCGGGGAGCAGACCCACGCUGCCGCUGGUGACCAAUCUUGCGUGUUGUACUUGGAAAAAGGGCACCGUGUUGGUGUGGCGGAGGCGGCUUUGCAGGACGUGGAAACGCUGCGGCAACUCCUCCUACUCGAACCAGAUGACGACGGAUGCCGUUAUAGUUUCCAAGAUGAAAGCCUCAACCCUUGGAAGGCGGAGUCGUCCUCUUCUUACUCAGCCUUCGAAGGAAUCAACGACAACGUCAAGCACGGUAACCUCUUGUACCUGGUGGCGCCCACCCGCCAGGGCGAGAGCACCACCGACCCGACGGACGACGCCACCGGGGACCCGUCGGAGGAGGCGGCGAGGCAGAGUCACGUGAUCAAAAACGUGGAGGAAAUCUUCCAUACCAUCGAGAACUUGACAGGGAAGCUGCGUCGGCUGAAGGACAUGGAGGGGGAGCAUCAAAAACUGCUGACGUCGCUCCACGGGGACGUGGAAGCGUGCGCGCCAUACCGGGUCUCGGCGGAGGGGGCGGAACUCUCUGCCCAAAAGGAAGGAUGCCCCGCCCAGCCCAGGAUUCAGUCUACUGGAUUGUGA
Nerophis lumbriciformis (worm pipefish) is the source of this 3801-nucleotide messenger RNA. The record is from RefSeq and is a predicted model, not a curated record. NCBI's taxonomy places the organism in Eukaryota, Metazoa, Chordata, Actinopteri, Syngnathiformes, Syngnathidae.